AUGGAUUUGUGUGUUACUUUGCUCAGCGUGGAUUUGUUUAUGCGAUCCUCCUCCUGCAUCUCCACUUCGCAUCAAUUGCUUACCAAAUACCACAAUCUUUCAAAAGACACAUCCACCUCAAACCUCCACUACCUGUCAAACAUGAACCGUCGUCUUCGCUCCGCGACUAUAUCCACCAAGGAGAAUGUGCCUGACGUGGCCCCACCUAAGCGGGGACGGCGCGCUUCCAUCCACACCUCUUCUGCCCCCAGCAUUGAAGCUGCUGCUGACCCAGGGGCGCCUUUCUCCCCUGCCAACGACGCUGGCCGUCAAGACGUUGGGUACACCCAAGUCAAGUACGGGCCACCCAAGAAGAAGUCCGCUACUGCUGCCGCAGAGGGGCCCUGGCGCCCUUCGAAUGCCAAAGUCUUGUUUGAUGGCGUGCACCUCCCUGCGAGGAAUGUAGCCAACGAAGCGGCUGUUCGACCCACUGCCAAUGCUCAGACUUCGACCGCAAGGAAUGUAGCCAACGAAGCGGCUGUUCGACCCAAGGCUGCCGAUGGCCCAGCUUCUGAGGCUGCAGCCCAUCCAAAUGCUUGCCACGCGCUGCUUGUGUUGCUCUGGUUUAGCCGUGUGACCUCGAGGGUGUGGCUUUUGUCCCUUCAGCAGACUUUGGUCACUGGCAUCCUGCUAGACGUUACGCCAGCAGAAAUUUCUUCAACCAGACUUUGGCAUGCGUCCAACAAUCCUGGGAAUUCUGCCGUUCAGAAACCAGCUCUCAAAACGUACGUAUCUGCGUGUAAGUCGACUCCUCCGGAACCUGUGGCCCCAGCUGCCAUCACCGCAAAGAAACCCGCUCUCAAAACGUACGGGUCUGCGCGUAAAUCGACUCCUCCGGAACCUGCAGCCCCAGCGUCCAGCGCCACGAAUGCGGACAACAGCAACCACACCCUAUCCGACUUGACCUCCACCCAUUCUGAUGACGAGGACAUCACCCUGCCUGACCAGCCAGAGGAGGCCAAUAGCUUCUCAAGCUUCGACAUCAAUGACUUGCCUUCAGAUGGACGGGUACUCACCGGCAUCAGGAACCAAGACUUCCAUCCAAGGUCAUUGACGAUCCAUGACCUCGACUACGACGAGGUCCAGGAGAUGCGAGAGGCAUGCGAGUCCAAACACACGGCGUAUUGCUUCAGCUACACCGACCAGACCACCCAGUACUACCAUGGCCGCGAGAUGACAGAAGGCUGCCAGACUGCAGCCAACUGGUUCACUAAAUAUUUGGAGGACGACACCAAGCAGUGGCUCCUGAUCCUGCAGGGCUUUACAGCCCCUCACUUGCCCGAGAACUACGUGGAUGCCCUCAACAUUUUGAGGGAAGAAGACGAACUGCACGUCAACUCGUACGUCAUCAAGGCGGCGAUGGCACUGGACAAGACUCGCAACUCUGGAGAGGACCCUUUCGAGAUCCUCUCCCUGGAGGACGAUCUUUCAUGGGACGAUAAGAACGGCAUGCAAUCGCUUCUCUGCUCGGAGGCAGUCACUUAUCGCUUCACCCAGCCUUGGGAUGGUGGGCACCACCACUAUCAAGGGUCUUUGCCCCAACGUGGGGAGCAGGAUGCCGCGGAUCGCUUGAUCCAGGUAUUUUUGGAGGAAUCGGGGGAAUAUGUCCCCAUUCCUGAGGGGUACACUGCUCCUCGGGAACCUUACGACCACAUCGACACCCUAAAUUGGGAGAAGAUCGCCCAUGAGAGGGCUUGA
This is a messenger RNA of Laccaria bicolor S238N-H82, 1737 nucleotides long. RefSeq lists its product as uncharacterized. The record is from RefSeq and is a predicted model, not a curated record. NCBI's taxonomy places the organism in Eukaryota, Fungi, Basidiomycota, Agaricomycetes, Agaricales, Hydnangiaceae. Bases 1 to 1737 code for a protein of 578 amino acids. The transcript is spliced from 9 exons.